Lytechinus variegatus (green sea urchin) is the source of this 6164-nucleotide messenger RNA. Its product is annotated as TGF-beta receptor type-2-like. The transcript is spliced from 7 exons. The record is from RefSeq and is a predicted model, not a curated record. Gene Ontology annotation, biological process: protein phosphorylation; cellular response to growth factor stimulus; transforming growth factor beta receptor signaling pathway. Lineage: Eukaryota; Metazoa; Echinodermata; Echinoidea; Temnopleuroida; Toxopneustidae. The coding region runs from base 1018 to 2769 and encodes 583 amino acids. Gene Ontology annotation, cellular component: plasma membrane; signaling receptor complex. Gene Ontology annotation, molecular function: ATP binding; SMAD binding; type I transforming growth factor beta receptor binding.
AAGUUUACACCCGACAGGAUCAAGUUCAUUAUACAAAAUUUCGCUCUUUUCACCUUCUUGGAUGUAUGGCUGUCAAUAUAAUCAACCAUUUCAGUCCAUUUGGAUUAGUCAAACUUUCACCUGAUCAAUUAUAGUGCAACAAUCCAUUCUAAUUCAAGCACGGACACCCCUCCCUGACCACAAUUGACUCGCCUGGAAAGAAACUCUUCAACCUGUCACACUUCGCCUACACAAAGUCUAUUUGAUUUUGUAUUUUUUCGAAGAACUCUCUGAACUUGAAAUCCAAACUCAUUUUUUUCCCUCCACUCGGGCGGAUUUCAGAAAAUGUUUGACACGCGUACGAACGAUAGGUAAUGAUCCACUUGGGAAAGUUUGUUAUAGUGACCUCGUUUGUCAAUUGUGCUUUAUUGAAUAUUUACCUUUUUCGUGGGAUCAGGAUACCCUGACUAACAUUCGUUUAUCUUAUCAACAUCGUAUUUACUUUUACUCUAAAUCGCAGUUUUAUUUUCUUUUCAGCCAUUGGAUUGUUUUACUUCACAUGUAAAACUCACAGAUGUAGUUCUGACCAUUGAUUUGACUGCAACUUCUAUUCGAUCCACCACAAAUAUGUCUGUUGAUGUUCGUGUUAAAUCAGACUAAAAGCAGGGAACAUCUAGAAUUACUCCUCCGUCUAUUGGAAGACAAAUUAGUUUCGCCAGCCCCUACACUUAUGGGACAGAGAGAUCUUCGCAUGAACUUGUAAUGGUCAUUGAGAGACCAGAUUAGCCCUAACAAGAUAAAUAGCAGAUUUCGACGCCACUUCUCCCGGUCUCUUACAAAGAUUACAAGCCUGAAUCAGAAAAACAGUGAAAAUGAUGCAGCAUGGUGAUAUAAAAGCGAUUAUUCAGUGAUGCCUUGAAUGUGGAAGUUAAUACCAAGGAUAUUGAGGUGAUGAGUAAAGUGUUAAAUUAGUGUCUCCAUCCAGUGUCUUCUCUAUAACAGAAUUUAUCAGAGUCAUCUGACACCAGACUAAUCAAAAUGGAUUUCAAAAUCAAAAUGGCGAUUUCAAUAAUGGUUGCGUUCAUGGUUACGAUCUCUCCUGCAGUAACUUUCCAAUGUCUCGACUGCAAUGAAGUCCAACUCGACUGCCAAGGCGAUUUCUGCGUUCCCAUCGAAUGCACAACGUCAACACUCUGUACAGGAUAUUGUUUGGUUGCUACAUUCCAGACUACCAAUGGAUCUGACCCUUUGAAUCCAAACACCAUUGGAAUGUUUUCUUGCAUCAAUGAUACCAAUCCUGACAUAGUGGGAAAGAAACAUUGUCAGGUAGAGCUAGAUGAGUAUAGUUACUCAUCGGAAGGAUCCUAUUCAUGUACCUGUGAUACUGAUGUCUGUAACAAGGUAAUAUACAUGUCAGAGGCCACUCUUCCUGAAGAACCUACAUCACCAUCCAGUGAGGCUACAACCAAAACAAGCAAUUCACCAGUUAAGAAUACUGAUCCAGAUAGAACAGAAGGAGAUACGAAGGAUCAGCUGUUGGAUCGUGAGAUUCUUGUCAUCGUUGUAUGUUCAGUUGUACCAGCAGUCCUUCUCACUAUCGUAAUUGCUGUUGCCGGGUACAUCCACAUCACUCGAUACCGACAACCAAUGAUGGAUGAACUAAAUACACAGACACAGACAAGUAAUACAGAGAGUACGAGUAUUGAUAUGACAACUGAUGAGAGCGAGACAAAGCGAAUUGGAGAAGACAGUCCUCCAGAUAGUCCACUCCAUCUCAAUGGAAACUACCUUCCAAUUACUCUAGAUGAACUCAUUGGCAAGGGACGCUUUGGCGCAGUAUGGCGCGCCAACUGGAAGAUCAAUAACGGUACAAAAGAGCGCACCGUAGCUGUCAAGGUCUUCUUCGAAUACGACUCAGCAUCAUGGAACGUCGAAAAAGAACUUUUUACCGACCAUUCAGUAAUGAUGCGACAUGAGCACAUUGUGCAAUUCAUCUCAGCCGAAGUUCGUCGUGUUAGCGUGACAAGUCCGACGCGUCAGUAUUGGCUCAUCACAAAAUACUACAAGAAUGGUUCCCUGCACGAAUACCUGCGGCAACGUACAGUGAAUUGGAUCGACCUCUGUAAACUAUGUGGUUCUGCAGCCCGAGGAUUGGCACAUCUUCAUGCAGAGACGUAUGGCUCGCAGGGAUUACAUAAGGUACCAGUUGCUCACAGAGAUCUGAAAAGCACAAAUAUCCUGGUAAAGGAUGACGGUACAUGUGCUAUCGCUGACUUUGGUUUGGCCAUUCGACUAGAUCCUCAGUCUUCAACGGAUCAGCUGGCUAAUAGUGGUCAAGUUGGUACACCGCGAUACAUGUCACCUGAGGCCUUAGAAUGUAAGGUAAAUCUUCAGGAUAUUGAAUCAUUCAAGCAGAUGGACACCUAUGCCCUGGCUCUUAUCCUAUGGGAGAUCACCUCUAGGUGUACCUUACUUAAAGAUAUAAAUGAAUACGAGCUUCCAUUCAGCGGUAGUCUUGGUGACCGAAGAGCUAGUCUGGAGAUGAUGAAGACACUUGUAGUACUGAGGAGAGAAAGACCACCAAUUACAGACGAGUGGCUCAGAAAUCCAGGUCUAACGAUCAUCAAGAACACAGUGGUUGACUGUUGGGACGAGGAUCCUGAGGCUCGAUUGACAGCAUCGUGUGUAGAAGCAAGGUUCCAAGAACUCAUCAUGUGGCACGAGGGAGAACCACACGCACAGUCCUUUUACACAAGCAAAGGAAGAAGAGGCAGAACCACUUUGGUUUAAAAAAAAAAAACAAUGGAGAUGGUGCCUUGAAAAGCGCCAUCCUUGAUCGGUGACAAAUGUUGUGUCAUUCGUAAUUCUGGGUCAUUAUUACCUAUUAUCUUCAUUGCUUUUCUAAACAGAACAUACGUAGGCUCAUCGUUAUGGUCUAUAAUGUGCGGAAAUAGAAACUCGUCAACGGGCAAACAAGUCAAAGCAAUCCGAUGUUCAAGACCCUUUUUCCGCUGCACUUGGUAACCUCAGCGUAUUCCGUUCUUUCCAGACGAAGUCACCAUUAUAUUUGUCUUAUGGCCAGUCUACGAACAAAAAUCAAAUAAAAUGAGAAGUUAAUAUGAAUAUCGACGAGUUAAAUAAUAUCCGUUGUACAUAUAUUUUCGAGCGCAUCCCUUCUCCUUUGAAUAUCUGACGAACGGCGAGACACAUUUUGCAAUUGACAUAAAAAUUUUAGAUCACAGGACAAUCAAAUUUCCGAAGGAUGUUAAAUUCGGACAAAAUUGUGAAACCAAAUAAUGAGAGUUUAUAGAAACUUUGCGUUUAUGCAUUUUGGUUUUGUUAAUGUGACCCCUUUUCUACAUUGUCACAGACAUACUGAGUUUUCUAAAUAAGCAAACCUGGCGGUAUCAUAUACGAGUGAUUUUGGAAAAAACAAUAUUCAGCACCAUAUUACUUGUGUCCAAUCAUGAAGUUCAUAACAGAGCCUUUAAUAACCAAUCGUUUACCGAUUUAGCUGGUGCCUUAUUUCUGACAGUAAACGGAAAUUUUAUUCCAAGGGGCCCAGCUACUUCUGCGAGGUAGGGCUUUACAAGGAGCCAAUCUACUUCUGUGAGGUAGGCCUACACAUGGAGCCAAUCUACUUUUGUGAGGUAGGCCUACACAUGGAGCCAAUCUACUUCUGUGAGGUAGGCCUACACAUGGAGCCAAUCUACUUCUGUGAGGUAGGCCUACACAUGGAGCCAAUCUACUUCUGUGAGGUAGGCCUAUACAAGGAGCCAAUCUACUUCUGUGAGGUAGGCCUACACAAGGAGCCAAUCUACUUCUGUGACGUAGGCCUAUACAAGGAGCCAAUCUACUUCUGUGCGGUAGGCCUACACAUGGAGCCAAUCUACUUCUGUGACGUAGGCCUAUACAAGGAGCCAUUCUACUUCUGUGAGGUAGGCCUAUACAAGGGGCAAGCUACUUCUGCGAGGUAGGCCUAUACAAGGAGCCCAUCUACUUCUAUGAGGUAGGCCUAUACAAGGGGCAAGCUACUUCUGCGAGGUAUGCCUUUACAAGGAGCCCAUUUAUAUUACUUCUGCGAGGUAGGCCUAUACAAGGGUUCCAUCCACUGCGAGGUAGGCCUAUACAAAGGGCAUUUAAUGAUGCAAAUCAGUGGUGUAAUGAGCCAAUAACUUUGAGGGGCAGUUAUGACGGAUGGAGCUAAAGUUAUAAGACAAUGCGAACGAACACAUUUUUAUCUUUUUAAUACAAAAAUCUGUUAUGAUAGAAUUUGAGAUAAUAUUAUGAAAAUAAUGUUAUAUUUCACUCUUUCCCUUUCCUUUACGUUUCUUUUCUCGUUUUUAUCUUUGUCCUGAAUUGUUGGGGCCGGCCUCCGAAGCCCCCACCCCCACUCUGUACGUUAGUGAAGCAAAUCAUUAGUAAACCUCUACUCAUGAUGUAAGAAACAUUUGCUUUUUUUUCUUACCUUUUCAAAUUUACUGUUUAUGAACUAAAUACGACUUAGAUCUCAACAAGUAAGAUAUAUGUACGCGUGUUCGUCAGCAUACUCUGGAGUCGUUUUAAUAACUUUACUGAUUUAUUGAUCAUUUGUUCUAAUUGCAUACGGGAAAUGUGCGUUUUACUAGUGCAUUUCAAAUACAAACGUUUACACAAUAAAUGAAGCUAACAAAUGAGAUGACAAAUACAUGUACUGUAUAUAUCAAUUACAAGUUAGCAGAAAUAGUCUACUUAAUUAAGGCAGGAUUUAUUAUGUUCUUAUAAUUUAACUAUUGAAUUAACAAUCCAAAUCAGUUAAAAUAGAUGUAUACUUCCAAAUCAGUUACAUGACCAUAACUAAUAUAAUUUUUGACUUGAUCUUUAAGAUCAAGCCAUAAGAAUAACUUUCGUCUCUGAAUGUGAUCAGUUAUUUCAAAAUGACUUAACAAUUCGAUUAACAAAUCUCUACAUAGAUUAGUCGUCAGUAUGAGAGAUGAUAAUAUUUGCUUUUACCAUUCAGUUUACCAGUCAUAUUUCAUUUUAUUUGUCAUUACUCACAAUCUGAUGUUGUUUGAUACGAUACAAGGCCGUUGUAUUUUUCACUGUACAAAUUCUUCUGCAAUAAAUUCACAUUUGUGCCUUUUGGGUAUACCCUAUAGCGAUGAAAGAAAAAAAUCUGUUGUAAUUUCAUGAUGUGUAUAUAUUAUGUAAAAAAUAUAUAAGAAUGACAACUGUCAUGUUUAUUAUGUAUGUAUAAAUUUGGAUUGUAUAUUUUUCAUUAAUCGUGCUUGCAUAUUUUAACGUUUGUAAAUGUGUAUAAUAAAUUGCAUGCAAUUUUGUCAUCCAUUACAUGUAUUGGCUUACAGGUAUUAAAAGAAGUUAUGAAUAAUGCUCUGAUAGAAAAUAUGGUGCUACGUAGAUUUAAGACCAAUAUAAUCGUUUUAUUUUUUUAUUCUUCAAUACACGUCAUAUCGAUAUCAUCUUCACUACGAAGUUUGUUGGAACUUUUUUUCAGUAAGUUGAUUGAAAAUUGUAUCAAUUUAUCAAACAUUUAUUCAUAUUUCAAUUUUAAAAUUUAUAAUUUAAAAAUCAUCAGUAGGAUUAAGUUAUCAACAAAUCGAAAUCAUUUGGAAAUAUUGAAUAAUUUUGAUCAAAGCAAUUGUUGUAAAAGCUGAUUUACAGAAAAAUUACGAAUAACAAAUACUUUUAACUUUAAAAAGUCACGUUUAAUUGUCAUAAAAGGAUAAUUGAACAGACUCAAAAUACGACAGUUUUUACGAUACGCCUUUGACAAAGAAGAAAGAUCAAUAUCGUCAAUUGAUAACUGAUGUUAUAAAGAUCUUGGUAAUUUAUGACCAGGUAAUAUUUGUAUAUUUUGAAACAAGGUGCAAUAUUUGAAGUAUUUUACGUGUUGAUAUAACCCUUAUAUUUGUCUACACCUAGCUAUGCAAGGAAUAUUUUCUUGAUUGGACAUUCAAUUGAGUUAUAUUGCCUUCAUAAUCAUGACAUAAAAUAUGUUACUUCUUCUCAGUGACUUUAUUUGAUGAAAAUACACAUGCAAAUCAGACAAUUCUACACGCAACACAAGAGCUAUAAGGCUACAUAUGGUUGAUUUAAGUUGUAUACUGAUGUUCGUAUCUGUCAGUGAUACAUUACGAUGUUAUGGUUUUGUACAUUUCUUUCAAAUAAAGAAAAAUUUUAAGGUC